AUGAGUCUGUACUGCAGACCCCUUCUCCGCAUCCUCGUUCACCCAACUGGGCUUCCCAGCCCCCCAAGCAAGGCAACCAUGCCGAGGCUCCGCUCCGACGACCCCGUCAGCCAGGCAAUCGCCUCCAGCUUUCUCGACUUCCUCCAGCACAACCUGCAGCUCGCAACCGACGCAGACGCUGAGUCCCUCGCCGUGGCCACCGAAUGUUUAGCGGCUAUCUUCCGCCUCGACCCUGCCGCUUUCGGAACUCCCCGGCAACCAGAACUUUUGCCACACAUCUUUAGGCUGCUGCUGAGCCAGGGGCCUGGGAGUUUUGGACAAAGCACUCAGCAGCGUCCGGAAAGUGGACAGCGUCAUUUGGACGGCGGUCAAUCUGAACCCAAUACUGCCAGCGCCCCAGGCAUUGACCAGCAACCAGGGAAUGCUGCGAGUGGAGGUCAGCGCUCCGGAGAACAGCGGGGCUUGGAAGGAGAAGUGCAUGGGGCAAACGCGGCUAGGGAGGCCUUAUUGGGCGACAAUCGGACAGCAAAUGAGUCACCAAGUGCACCUGAGAGUUCGGUGCUUCCAACAACACCCACCAAGGUGAGCCCCCAGGAGGGAGAAGGGCCGUCCACGCCGCAGCAACUAGAGCGGGGCUCGAAAGGAACGGGAGCGUCGGUGCAAGCGGAGGGGCUUGCAGAUGAGGCUCCAAGGGGGGGCGCUGCAACGAGUGGGAAGGAGCAGGGGGGCGAAGAUGCGGUUAUGGCAGAGGCAGAAGGGGGUGACGAUGCUGUGGGCACAGGGAGGAGAAGAGAGGCUAAGAAAGAGAAGGAGGACACAUCAGGUUCCUCGCCGGCUGGUGCGAGCUGGGACAGGGCUCGCGAGGACUUGAAGAAGGAGGCGGAACAACUCAAGAAGCAGGGCAACGAAGCAAUGUCGUCCGAGCACUUCUACGAGGCGAUCGAGCUGUACACGCAGGCAAUCUCGCUCGUGGACACAGACGCUAUCUACUAUUCUAACAGGGCCGCUGCACACACGCAGCUGCGACAGUUCGACCUGGCCAUCAAGGACUGUGAGCAGAGCAUCAAGCUUGACCCGCGGUAUGCGCGCGCAUACAGCCGCCUGGGGCUGGCCUAUUUCGAGAAGGGAGACUACCAGACGGCCAUAGACCGGGGCUUCCUAAAAGCCCUCGAGAUCGACCCGGAGAACGCAAUAGUUAAGCAGAACCUCAAGGCUGCACAGGAGAAGCUCGCGCGCCAGUCGCAACGUCAGCAGCCCGAGCGGCCGCCACCGGCGCCCUCCGCCUCGUCAGGGCCCCCUCCAACCGGCGCUCCCCAUCCUCCGCCCCAGUUCCCCCCGAACGUACAGGGCCUCGCAAACAUGGCGGCCAACCUCUUCACCCCCCUCGCAUCCAUGGCAAACGGCGCCGCGGGCUCGGGGGAUCCCCCUGGGGUUCCCGGGUUUCCAGGUUUCGGAGCAAACCAGGGUCAACCUUCGGGUUGGUUUGGAGCAACCCAGGGUCAAGCUUCGGGUUCCGGCCAAGCGCCAGCUAGUCAGGGGGGUGGGAACGCCGCGGGGCCGAGUCAAGGCCAAAAUCAGCAGGAGUCUGGGGCGGGUUCAGCGCCCGGGGCAGGUCAACCGGGCGGUCAGCCGGUCUUCACGGUGAAUGUAGGGGGCGACCAGGUGCAACAGCUGCUGACACAGAUGUUUCAGGUCUUUGGCGCGGCGGCGCAGCGGAACGGGCAAGGGGGGACAGGGACAGGCACUGGGGCUCCACAAAAUCCGUCCUGACACGUCCCACAGCAUGCGAAUCGCUUAGGGAAUUGCAUAGAAAACAACUCUUAAGAAAAUGUGGUGGUGCAGCCAGCAGGAAGGUUCAAACAGCUUGUGAUAAUGAUUUGGCCGGUUCGGAUAGUCACUUGAGCCUAAUCAACUUCGAUCAUGCAUUGAGGAGCCUGUUUGGAGACAUCCGAUCUUAGUCGGAUCACCUUCACGAGAACUAGGUUGCUUCAAGGCAUGAGCAUCACAAGUUGAGAAAAGAUAGAGAAAGGAUGA
Klebsormidium nitens is the source of this 2034-nucleotide messenger RNA. Lineage: Eukaryota; Viridiplantae; Streptophyta; Klebsormidiophyceae; Klebsormidiales; Klebsormidiaceae. The record is from the annotation of a GenBank genome assembly.